This is a messenger RNA of Electrophorus electricus (electric eel), 4848 nucleotides long. RefSeq names its product sodium channel, voltage-gated, type I, beta b (gene scn1bb). NCBI's taxonomy places the organism in Eukaryota, Metazoa, Chordata, Actinopteri, Gymnotiformes, Gymnotidae. The record is from RefSeq and is a predicted model, not a curated record. Gene Ontology annotation, molecular function: transmembrane transporter binding; sodium channel inhibitor activity. Gene Ontology annotation, cellular component: voltage-gated sodium channel complex. Gene Ontology annotation, biological process: cardiac muscle cell action potential involved in contraction; regulation of sodium ion transmembrane transporter activity; sodium ion transport.
AAUUAAACUCAAACUUUUCGCUUACGUCAUAAACAAUUUGUGGCAUACAAUAGCCACGUGCGCGUCCCGCUCUACCUCCAUUCCAGUCGGUCGUAGCUCCGGAUUUUACCGCAAUGCAUCAGACGUAGUCUCACUCUGGCUCCCCCAUCGCAUGAACCGGGACAGGGGCAGCUAGACUCAUACUCUCUUUACUGUCUGGCCAAAGCGUGUGUCAGCAGAUUAAAUACGAACCGCUGCCGGUUCCUUUCCGCGCAAGAUUGAGCGUCGUGUGAUCCUUGGAACCAUUUUGAAUUUUGGUUCAGGAUGGUUUUUCAACCGAUUACGAGUCCUCGUUAAACAGAUAAUUUGCCUGUCUCUCGUUUGGUUUUUUAAUAUACUUGCAAUUCGCGUAGAAACCGUGUAUGCCUAAGAUACCAACCGACGGUGGACUUUUUCGGCCCAAAGGAAACGCGGAGAAAAAAACGGGAGAACGACGCCAGAAGGGCAGCGAGAGGACAGUAGCGCGUGAGCUGCCAAGAACAGUACCAUUCUCAAGAAGAUCAUUGUGAUCAUCUUCAGCACAGUAGAAUAAUCUGCAUGUAAAAGGAAUGUGCUAUAUAAUUGCCAUAAUUUAACUUCAUGCAAAUUGUUUAUUUAUUUUAUUUAUCUACUGACUAUAAUGCAAACAAGUAAAGUUCUGUGAGGAUCUUGCAAACGCAUGUGAGCAAUUUAUAAGCUACAUUAACACAUUUCUUACAGAAAUCUCACAUUUUCCCCAAGCGCUGAUAAACGAAUGAGUACAUGUUUUUGAGGAGAAGACGUCUUUAAUGCCAGUGGGCAGGAGUGUACCUGCAAGCAAAGCAUGCGUAGCUGCACUGCGCGUGCGUAGAGCGGGGACGAUGGUAUUCUUAUAGAUCUCAGGAUUCUAAUAUUCUCAGGACUUGCACUUGACUUUUCUGCACCUAAGUAAUUGCCUGAUUACAAGCGUACAUAGGCAAGGUGUCUUUUUUUUCUUAAGGGGCAGUCUCGAUUUUAAAAGCAGCAGUAUUUUUUCCAAGUGCAGUAAUAAUUUGUUGUGCAUGUCAAGCCAAAGAACAGAGGCACUUUGUGCAUGUGUGUGAAUGAAUCUGGAAUGUCCCACGACCUCUGUGCACGCAUAUGCGCACAGAGAGACCGGUGCCCCCUUUUGCACACGUCAUGCAAAAGCUUCUCGACACCAGCUGCUGCUCUGGAUAUCUGCUUUAAACUUCAGUCUUAGCUGAAGCUUUAUGACUUGAACUGCAGAAUCUUUGAUGCAAAGGUCCAAAAGCUGAGCAAGUCUUCCAUAAAUCUUCAGAGCAAUAUGAAUGUUUUAUUUGUUUGAAAUACCUUUGAGUCUUAGUACAGGUAAAGAGGCAUUUGUUAGUCAAACUCGCACAAAAGUUUAUAGCUGACCAAGCGGUCAGCACAAAAGCAGAAACCUCAUCGCAGCUAAAAUUUCAGUGCUGCUGACACAAACUAAAUAGCUCCGACGACUUGUGAGUCGUUACACAAGAAAACCUUCUGAAGACAGAGAUCCACUGGUUUCUUUUACGAAGUAAGAACGUAAUAAGGACGCAACAGAUAACACUUCACAUCCUGUCAGGCAUGUCUGCCAGGCAUUUCCUGUUCCUGUGCGUGCUCUGUGCUCUGUAUGGUGAGUCGACAUUUUUUAUUAAGGCAGUGUCUAAAUCUUAAGGAAUGGUCAGUAGCACAUACCUACAUAUAUCCCUAGAUUUGAUCUGUUAUUGUUUAUUAAGCUAUAUGCUUACCUUAGCCAGUGGCACACCAUGUGUGGCAGCAUAUGUUGUUGUGUCCUUUCUGGGUGAAUUUGAAUCAUCUAGUCUCAUCAUCAUCUAGAAAAUUUUUAAGUCUCUUAUACAUCCCAGUCACAUUCUCUAUACACCCUUAUACACUCCCCAUCCCUCACCUUACACACCCUUAUACACUCCCCAUCCCUCACCCUACACACCCUUAUACACUCCCUAUCCCUCACCUUACACACCCUUAUACACUCCCUAUCCCUCACCCUACACACCCUUAUACACUCCCCAUCCCUCACCAUGCACACCCUUAUACACUCCAUACCCCUCACCCUACAGACUCAUAUACAAUUAUACACUCCUUACCAAUCACCCUACACACCCUUAUACACUCCCUAUCCCUCACCUUACACACCCUUAUACACUCCCCAUCCCUCACCCUACACACCCUUAUACACUCCCUAUCCCUCACCCUGCACACCCUUAUACACUCCAUACCCCUCACUGUACACACCCUCCUACACUCUCUACCCCUCACCCUACACUCCAUUUUACACUAAUACACUAUCAUCAUACACACCCUUAUACACUCCCUAUCCCUCACCCUGCACACCCUUAUACAAUUAUACACUCCCUACUGCUCACCAUACACACCCUUAUACACUCCCUACCAAUCACCCUACACACCCUUAUACACUGGCGAGAGUAAGAACUCUGCUGCUGUGUUCUCUAAUGGCAUCAUCACUGCAGUAACAUCUAGAUGCUAACUGUAAACCAUGCACACACGGUUGUGUUCAUAAGAGUUGGUGACAUCCCUGGUGCGUGCGUGCGUGUGUGCAUUCGUGUAUAUGUGCACGCACGUGUGUGCGUGCAUUUGUGUGUGCGUGUGUGUGCAUAUGCUCCAGUCUCUUUGUGCAGUGGGGCCUGUGCUGAGGUGGACUCAGACACACAGGCUGUGGCAGGGCAGAACUUCAAGCUGGGCUGCAUCUCCUGUAAGAUGAGAGGAGAGGUGGAGGCUUCCGCCACUGUAGACUGGUACUUCAGGGCGAAGGGAGAAACGGAUUUUGCGCAUAUCUACUCCUAUGAUGACGAAAGUCCCACUAUAAUCGACGAGCGGUUCAAGGAGCGUGUGAACUGGACCGGCAGCAGGAAGACCAAUGACCUGCAGGACGCCUCCAUCUACCUCCUUAACGUGACCUUCAACGACUCGGGAGUGUACCGCUGUUUCUUUAGUCGCACUCUCAGCUACCAGUACUACGAGUACCAGACCACAGUCAGCAAGCUGGUGCACCUCACUGUGGUGGCCAAAGCGACGCGUGGUGUGGCCUCCAUUGUUUCGGAGGUGAUGAUGUAUGUGUCAAUUAUCGGCCUACAGCUGUGGCUUCUGGUGGAGAUGGUUUAUUGCUACCGAAAGAUCGCUGCUGCGGGUGACGAGGCCCUGCGAGCCAGCGCUGCGGAGUAUUUAGCAAUAGCAUCGGAGAGCAAAGAUAACUGUACAGGAGUGCAGGUGGCAGAAUAAUACAGGUUUUCCCUGCACUGUUUGCAUGCGUUGGCAAGCUCCAGAUGUCCUGAUAUCGUCGCAAACAUCCAGCCAGUGUCUCCGUUCUCUUCUGCCGAGUCUUAACUCGGUCCACUACUGAAGCAGAGUCGUGUCUGCCAGUCCCAGGCCCAGACUCAGUACUGCCCCAGGUCUAACCCUCCAUUGUGGCUCAGCUGUAGUCGAUUCCUAUAUCCGUGCUAGUAGGGCCAGGAGAAGCCUGCUGUACAGAGAAGUGGUACUGGGACUGGGAAACUGCCAUCUGCAGGGUGGUAAAACACUCCUAGUUUGCAUGAUUUUUAAUAAUAAUUACGGAAUGACUAGAGUGUCCCUUCUAACCAAGUAUAUUCUACACUCCACGCAUAUGCUGAAUUAAGAAACCGACUUAAACAUGCUUUUUUUACAUACUGUAUGUAUUCCUGCAUUGGAAAUUAAAAAUAAAAAUAAAAAUGCAAUACUCUGAUAGUGCACUAGAGGACAGUAAGGAGCACUGAUUUCUACAUAAUUUUGCUUAGUUUCAGGGCCAUAUUUACCAUGGUGUACUGCUAUUGGUGCAUGUGCUAGCAGCAAAUGCUACAUUGAUAUGCUGGCAGAACGGCUGGCUGCAGUUCCGCUUUCAGCCAUUCUGUUCCUGUCAUUCAAUGUUGGAGGUUGGCAGACAACACCCUUAAAGGCUGGAACCUGCAUGGGCGAUGGUACAUAUGGCCAAGGCAGAGCUGAAAACCCCCGUUUUUUACAAGCUUUAGUUGAACUUGUGCUGCAGCAGCUGUCAGCCUACACAAAGCGUAGUCCCCAUGGAGCAAUGCCUGCUUGCUUAUCCAAUCAAGUAAAUGUUCUUUAAGUUUAGACAGUAGUGCCUAAACUUAACAUAUCAAUGACUAACACAUAAAUAUUAAUUAGUGAGUGUAAUAAAUCCUUAAGAUAUGUGAAUAGAGAAACUGCACUGAAUGCAAACUCAGUGGUAGAUUACCUCUUUGCUAAAAUGCAAUAUCAACAAAUACUGUAGUAUUAAGACUGACUUAGAGCCGAAAUACUGUAGUAUCAGGACUGUCUUGGAGCCCACAUACUAUAGUAUCAAGACUGUCUUAGAGCCUAAAUACUCUAGUACUAAGACUGUCUUAGAGCCCGAAUACUGUAGUAUCAGGACUGUCUUAGAGCCCGAAUACUGUAGUAUCAGGACUGUCUUAGAACCUAAAUACUGUAGUACUAAGACUUUCUUAGAGCGUAAAUACUGUAGUAUCAGGACUGUCUUAGAGCCAGAUACUGUAGUACUAAGACUGUCUUGGAGCCCAAGUGUUUGCACUUUAGUCUCUUGAGUAAAUGCAUGACCAAUCAGCAACUCCGCAAUGCAAAUAUAUUAAAAUCUUGUAACCUCCCUCUUCACCAUGCUGCUUCACCAUAAUACUCACUGCUUGACAAUGUUUAGGAUAAAUGUAUCAGAGUGUUAUGUGAAAAGCAAAACACAAGCUGUGAAAGAGACAGGCCUACUUCUUUUGGAGUAUGUGGGGGGGGUGUGAAAUUUAAAUAUGCAAAUUAAAUAAUUAAAACAAA